Echinococcus granulosus is the source of this 264-nucleotide messenger RNA. RefSeq lists its product as hypothetical. NCBI's taxonomy places the organism in Eukaryota, Metazoa, Platyhelminthes, Cestoda, Cyclophyllidea, Taeniidae. The record is from RefSeq and is a predicted model, not a curated record. The coding region runs from base 1 to 264 and encodes 87 amino acids. The transcript is spliced from 2 exons.
AUGUAUUUUCAUUCAUUUGGUAAAAAAGUCGGUGUUGAAUUAAUAAAAUGUGCAACAAAUGCCAACAUAGGAAAGGACAUUUUUAUUCCUUUAUUUUAUGUUCUACAAGAUAUAUUAAUGCCAAUUUUUCACCUCAAAUCAACUCAUCCUCGUCGCAGCAUUUACUCUAACAUCAAAAAUGUGCCUUCUUCUCACUUUCAUGUGGUUGAACUUGCAGACUUAGCUCCUUCGUUUGCAAGAUGUGAUAAAGCAUGGACGCACUGA